AUCCUGGCCCCGCACACAACAGACGAAAGCCACAUUUGUUCAACACGGAGUGAGGGAGGGUGAGGCAUGGUUCUCGCAGCAAUACCUCGGCGAAUGUAAAAUCCUACGCCGCCUCCGCGCGAGCGCAGCUCAAGUGGCCGCGUCACGUGCCUCAGUCGGUAGCCUGGCACCGCCGGAGCACGACCCGUUUCACCCUCCCGCAACCAAGUCUCGUUUAUUGCGACGAUAUCUGCAUCAAAGUUACACAUGGAGGCUGUGAAUUCAUCAUGUCCAGUUCCCAAAGAACCAGCAUUCCAUAGUCCAACUGAAAGCAUCCUGGAAGGCGUCAUUUUAAAGUGCUAUAAGGAAAAUAAUUGUAACACUGAAAAGGGCAGCAUCCAUUGUACCUCAUCAUUUGCCAACGCACCCAUGUACCACACAAAGUACCUACAAUUGUAAAAAAACAUGAAAACAUACAAUAUAACAGAACAUGGACAAUACGUAACGGCAACACAAAAGAUUUUAUUGCGCAUUCUGAACACCAACAACCUGUUCGCGAAAAAUAUUUUGUAUAUCAGUCUCCCGGCGUACGCGGUGCGAGUGUUCGCCCUCAGCACGUCGAACAAAGAUACGCCCGUCCCGGGUCCAUACGAACCUCCACGAGGCAAGCCGGCAUCGGUCUCGGACUUUUUGGAAGAGCUCCUGGUUUCGGCGCGUGAGCCGCUCAUUGACGUAGAACGGGCGUGCUUCGCCUGCAAGCCCACAGUCGGCCGUGGUGGCCCCCCGGCGCACGCGCGCCGCCCGCAACAACUCGCUACGGGUCACCCGCCGAGCCAGACGCACUACUAUGGGUCUUGGCCGACCGCCCUCGCGCCGCACACCCAGACGCUCAGCGCAGACGAUGUCCCGCUCGUCCAGCUUCACACCGAGCUUGGUACCGAUAGUCGCUACGAUGUGCAACACACUUUCACCGGCUCCCUCAACGACGUUCGUAAUCAGCACAUCGUUGUCGAGACGCUCUUGGUCUCUGUUGUGCAACUCGAGCUGAAGAUUGGCCACCGCUUCCUCCAACACCUUCACGGCGCUGUCGUUGACAUUGGUAGCUAUUCUUUCCUCGACGUUGUCCAGCCGGCGGUCGAUGUCGUCCAUCCUUGCGGUUAUCGGCGGCAAUGAGGCCCGAAGUUCGAGAAACUCGCCCCGGAACUCACGGAUCUCUCUCCGGAUCUCCUGCAACUCCUCUCGAAACAACCGGAUUGCGACCUCGACAGACAACUGCUCCGAAUCGCGUGCGGCGCCAUCGCGGCUGAUGAUUUCGACGAUGGAAUCGUCGGCGGCGGGCGAGUGUUGUUUGGCCGGCAGCUGAGAGCCCAUGCCGCGCACGGGGGUCUCGUCCCUGUUAUCAGUGGGCAAGGAGCAUCGGCAGUCCGGACAGCGCCAGGCAGGAGAGGCAUUGGUUCCCGUUGGAACUCUCGCACAGAUGUUGUGGUACCUGGCGUGGCACUGCACGCAGCCCACGACGUUAGUCUUCGAUAGAAAUUUGCCACAAUCCUUGCACUUAUUCAUUUUUUGUGAAUUAUUAAUAUGGGUGACCGUUACGAGUGACUAUAAUUUAAAAUUCAGUGUGUGUUAUAUUUUUAUCGUGACUGGAUUACCACUUGCCUGUGAUUUUUCUAAAAUAUACGUAAGUACACUCGAACUUAUUGCUUUUAUUUAAAAUACGCACUUAA
Messenger RNA from Hyposmocoma kahamanoa, 1706 nucleotides. RefSeq lists its product as uncharacterized. The coding region runs from base 445 to 1152 and encodes 235 amino acids. The transcript has 2 exons. The record is from RefSeq and is a predicted model, not a curated record. Lineage: Eukaryota; Metazoa; Arthropoda; Insecta; Lepidoptera; Cosmopterigidae.